CACCAUAGGAAACAAUCAAUUUGGGAAGAGGAAGGGGAGGACUGAUAUGGCGCCGAGUCUCGCAUUGUCGACGGCAGAGAAACUCAGGAAGGACGGCAACACUUACUUCAAGAAAGAUCGAUUCGCGGCCGCCAUCGAUGCCUAUACUGAGGCAAUCACUCUGUGCCCUAAUGUUCCUGUUUAUUGGACGAAUCGCGCUCUCUGCCAUCGUAAGCGUAAUGAUUGGACAAAAGUCGAAGAGGAUUCUCGGAAAGCUAUUCAGCUUGAUCACAAUUCAGUUAAGGGUAACUAUAUGCUGGGGCUUGCUUUACUGCAGAAGCAAGAGUAUGCUGAGGGAGUUAAGGCACUCGAGAGGGCUUUGGAUCUUGGGAGGGGUGCUAAUCCAGAAGGUUAUAUGGUAGAGGAAAUCUGGCAGGAGCUUUCAAAAGCAAAGUACAUGGAGUGGGAGGAUACAUCGAGCAAACGAUCAUGGGAAUUGCAAAACUUGAAAGAAGACUGUGAGACUGCUCUCAAAGAGAAACAUGACGCUCUUCAAGUUGAAGGGUUUUUGGAUGAAGUUGCUACUACCUAUAUGAAACAGUUAGAGGCGUUAGGAAGAGUGUUUGAGAAAGCUGCAGAAGCUGACACGCCAAGUGAGGUGCCGGAUUACCUGUGUUGCAAAAUCACGCUUGAUAUAUUUCGUGAUCCUGUGAUUACUCCAAGUGGGGUUACAUAUGAGAGAUCAGUGAUCCGUCACCAUCUUGAGAAGGUUGGCAAGUUCGAUCCAAUCACACGAGAGCCACUUGAUCAAUCAGAGCUAAUACCAAACUUUGCCAUAAAAGAAGCAGUUCAAGCAUAUAUACAACUGCAUGGUUGGGCCUACGGAGCAUAGCGAAGGUGGAAUUUUAUUGGAAACUUGGAGUGUCGAUAGUUGUUCUAAAACAUGCAAUGUACCAAAUGUGGCAGAGUGCAGUGUCCUUUUGUGUUUUUAAUGUAUGGUGUGACCUAGAAUCAUACUGAAGGUCUAUCCUCUUUGAAAUUGUACAUAUAUUACAUUAUAAACCAGUUCUUCACUUA
Molecule: messenger RNA, 1056 nt
Organism: Pyrus x bretschneideri (Chinese white pear)
Lineage: Eukaryota; Viridiplantae; Streptophyta; Magnoliopsida; Rosales; Rosaceae
Product: E3 ubiquitin-protein ligase CHIP-like
Exons: 8
Coding region: 47-871 (274 amino acids)
Biological process (GO): protein polyubiquitination; protein quality control for misfolded or incompletely synthesized proteins; proteasome-mediated ubiquitin-dependent protein catabolic process
Cellular component (GO): cytoplasm
Molecular function (GO): protein-folding chaperone binding; ubiquitin protein ligase activity
Source: RefSeq, a predicted model, not a curated record